ACAGGGAAGAAACAUACAGAGAACAGACAUAGGAUACAGAACAGAGUUGCUACACACCGGGAAGAGUCAUAGCAUAUGAUGAAGAGGAAUAAGAUAUGGAGAUUCAGAGGAGUUCUGUAAGAUACAGAGAUACAGAUUCCUGGCCUGACACUCAUCCUCAGCAACGUGACAGCAGCAUGGUCAGAAGCUUUCUAUCUAGGGUGGAUGUAGUUCUGUGACAUUGCUGUCGGUAUGUUCUCAAUGUCACCUUCUCAUAGGGUAUGUUGUGAACGACAACCAAUCAAAGCCUGGUCUAUUGUUUUACUGGUAUCGCCCGCCUGAGGGCUCUGAUAAGCUUUGGAUAAGAAACUAAGAAACAGAAGCAAAUAGCAAAAUACAGACAACUCGUUCACGAAACAGGCUCACCGGAACAUUGGACGUCGUCAUGACUUUAUUCACUAAGGCAUGGGAAUCGGUAGGAUUUCUCCAGACAAUUAACUCUGUGGUUCUGGGGCUGGUGGCUCAGGUGAAUGACUCUGCAACAACAGAGGAAAUCGAGUUUGUCAGGAAGACCUUGGAGUCUAUUGACCGGCAGCUGGCAAUUGGAAAGGGCUUGAUGAGAGACUCUAAUGUCACCAGGUGUGAGGAUGACAUCGUAGUUGUGUACCAGCAGCUGGCUGCCAUUGUCCGGGCAGGAAAGUCUUACAAAGAGAAAGAGAAGGAGGUGUUCAUCCAAUAUGUGUACGACUACAAGAUCGAUAGACAGCUGAAUGCACUGUACAAUCGACUUCUCGGAGUCUCCGUCCUGGCAGACCAUGUCACUCUACUACAGCAGGUCAUAAGAGACCACCACCCACGCCGCUGGGAGAUGAUUGCCUUCUGCCAGCAGGUGAACUUUGUAUUAGCCACUGGCCUGCUUUGCCUUUUUGUCCAUGGAUCUCUCACAGGAAGAGACACCCAGCUCAUGAUGGGCAGAUGGACGGACAAAAUGUCUGCUCUGUAUAAGAGAAUGGAGGACACCUCUAGAGAUUGUGCUGCAUACUUCAAGGAGCAAGCCCAGGAGGAUGUUGAGAAGUAUUUGCCUCUUCAUGAGUCAUUAACAGAUGAAGAAAAAGCAUUGGCCAUACUGAAGAUGCUGGAGAAAAAUUAUGACUGGCUACGCUGGGCAGUGAUGAUCUCUCGUUCACCAGUAGAUAAGGCAGGAGGGGUCUUGGUGAAGGGAAGCUACAUCUCUGUUCGGGGAGAAUGUGGUACUCAGGUGGUGCUGAGUUAUAGUGAGAACCCAGUCUCCCUGGACAAGGGAAAGAUAAAUCAACUCAUUGGUGAGCUAGAGUGGAAAAUCCCAAACCCGCCUCCAGACGUUUAUGCCAACAUUGAAGCCGAUCCUAGCUACGCCAAGAGAUACCUUGCCCAGCGUAUGCUCAACAAGUUGUUAGAGGGCCUCAGCAAGGGAGUCACCAUACACACUGUGCCAGGAAAACUAGAGAUGAGCGGGAAUUUCCCACCGGCCUCCUAUGUCUUGUAUGAGUAUAAGCACCGGAUGGCAUCUGGUACGGUGUGCCUCUUUGGCUGAAGGUUCUCCAGCAUGUUACAUACAUAUAUGUUGACAGUUGUAUCCUCUCUUUCUUAUUAGGGUCUUGAUCUUUACAAUAAAACACAGUGUACACAUCAUAGUCUUGUCCUUUGUCUAGUUUUUGUUUUGAGAGUAC
Messenger RNA from Bufo bufo (common toad), 1688 nucleotides. RefSeq lists its product as uncharacterized. The record is from RefSeq and is a predicted model, not a curated record. Lineage: Eukaryota; Metazoa; Chordata; Amphibia; Anura; Bufonidae. Bases 425 to 1552 code for a protein of 375 amino acids. The transcript has 2 exons.